AUGAGUCUAUCCAGAUUCAGACAUCUCCCUCGGGCAGCCCACGGGCCCGUCAAAUGCCCCUACCAGGGCGCCUCGCUGCUCACCAGCGCAACAUACAACAAAGGCUCCGCGCACCCCGAGAGCGAGCGCAAAGAAUUCAAACUACACGGCCUACUGCCACCAAACAUCCAGACUCUAGACGAGCAGGUCGACAGGGCAUACCAGCAGUACAAAAGCCGACCGAACGAUCUGGCCAAGAACACCUUCAUGGCCAGCAUGAAGGCCCAGAACCUGGUGCUGUACUACAAGCUGCUCCAGUCGCAUUUGAAAGAGAUGUUCAGUGUCAUUUAUACGCCGACCGAGGCGGAUGCUAUCGAGGAUUACUCUAGGUUGUUUCGCAAGCCUGAGGGGUGUUUUCUGAAUGUUCGCGACCAGGAUAGGAUUGAGGAGAGUCUGGAUAAUUUCUCCACGGGGGAUGAUAUCGACUAUAUCGUUGUGAGCGAUGGGGAGCAGAUUCUUGGGAUUGGAGACCAAGGGGUCGGUGCAGUUCUGAUAUCUGUCGCGAAGCUGGUCAUUACAACGGUCUGCGCUGGAAUCCAUCCAUCACGACAGCUUCCUAUUGUUUUGGACUGCGGGACUGACAAUGAUAAAUUGCUGAACGACGAUCUCUACCUGGGCCUGCGCCAACCGCGCACUCGCGGCGAAGAAUACGACCAGUUCAUUGACAAAUUCGUCCAGGCCGCAAGGAAGAAAUUCCCCAACGCAUAUAUACAUUUCGAGGACUUUGGUCUCCAAAACGCCAAACGCAUUCUCGACAAAUACCGCACCGAGAUACCCUGUUUCAACGACGAUAUCCAGGGAACAGGCUGCGUCACUCUUGCUGCCCUGAUGGCCGGGCUUCAUGUCAGUAAUGUCAAACUAAAGGAUGUCCGAGUCGUUUGUUUCGGUGCGGGAUCUGCUGGCACUGGCAUCGCCGAUCAAAUAAGCGACGCCAUUGCUACCGAAGCCGGGAUAGACAAGGGCGAAGCAAUGAAGCAGAUAUGGUGCAUCGACAAACAAGGCCUACUGCUGAAAUCCCAACAAGACGAACUCACCCCUAGUCAAGAAUACUUCGCGCGAAAAGACGGCGAAUGGCCGGAAGGCGAAAAGAUCGAUCUGCUCUCCGUGAUCAAGCGCGUCAAGCCACAUAUUCUCAUCGGCACCUCGACUAAACCCCGUGCCUUCACCGAGGAAAUCAUCCGCGAGAUGGCGAAACACGUCGACCGCCCGAUUAUAUUCCCCCUGAGCAAUCCGACCCGGCUGCACGAGGCGCAGCCACAGGAUAUCACCAAGUGGACGGAUGGCCGGGCCAUGAUCGCGACAGGAAGCCCAUUCCCUCCUGUUGAGUAUAACGGGACGAAGAAGGAGAUAGCGGAAUGCAACAAUUCAACGGCUUUCCCUGGCAUCGGCCUCGGAGUUGUGCUCUCACGGAGCCGCCGGCUCUCCGAGAAGAUGGUCGUCGCUGCGUCAAAAGCUCUAGCGGCCAAAGCCCCAGUUCUGAAAGACGUUAACAAACCACUUCUCCCUGAUGUCGAAGACGUACGGGAGCUCAGCUUGGACGUUGCCAAGGCUGUCAUCAAGACGGCGGUUGAGGAAGGACUUGCGCAGGAGCAAAUCCCGAGUGAUGAGAAUGAACUAGAGCAGUGGAUUCGCGUGCAGAUGUGGGAGGCGACAUAUCGGCCUCUUGAGAAGGCAGAGUAG
Messenger RNA from Aspergillus puulaauensis, 1719 nucleotides. RefSeq names its product NAD-dependent malic enzyme (gene MAE1). The transcript is spliced from 6 exons. Bases 1 to 1719 code for a protein of 572 amino acids. The record is from RefSeq and is a predicted model, not a curated record. Gene Ontology annotation, biological process: pyruvate metabolic process; malate metabolic process. Gene Ontology annotation, cellular component: mitochondrion. NCBI's taxonomy places the organism in Eukaryota, Fungi, Ascomycota, Eurotiomycetes, Eurotiales, Aspergillaceae. Gene Ontology annotation, molecular function: NAD binding; malate dehydrogenase (decarboxylating) (NAD+) activity.